CUUCAUCAGGACGGCACCAAAUGGGCAUGCCAGUCGUGCCUCAAGGGUCAUCGCGUGAGCGGCUGCACCCACACCGACCGUGAGUUGAUCCUGGUACCAAAAAAGGGUCGUCCGGUCACGCAGUGCCAGCACUGCAGACUCGAGCGGAAGAAGAGAUCCGCUCAUGUGCGAUGCGAAUGUGGCGAGGCCGACAAGCCUCACCACCCCAAGGAGAAAUGCAUCCAUUUGCGUGAGGCCGAGGAGCGCGCCAAGGCCGGCCACCACGACGAUCAUCAUGCCGACCUCGACCUGGCGUGUCUCGCGGCCGUCGCCGAAGAGCAAGGCUGCUGCUGCCAUCAUGGCGGCAAGUGCUCGUGCGCCAUUCUGAAGAAAGAGCCCGACGCGAGCACCAGCCUGCCCCACGGUCCAGCCGUCAAGCCGCGACUGGAAAAGACCAGCUCCGAAGGUGCCAUCACCGUCUUCACCAAUGGCCACCACAAGCCCGUCCACCGCAAGAACCUCGCUGCUCACGAGUGUGGCAUGCCAUACAAGCUGCCCAUGCCGCGCUCCGUCACCGAAUCCAGUGUCGCUGCUACGUCGCGCCGGUCCGUCGACGGGCAGGCAUCCGAGCGAACCAUGUCUCAGAGCUCAUCCCAUACCUCCACCCCGCUGCCUGCCCAGGGCGAGCGGCAGGCGUCCAGGUCUGGCCAGCAUUCCCCAAGUCAUCCCUCGCUCGGCGCUAUCCCGUGCACCAGCUCCGGCGACGCGCGUUUCGGCUCAAUCGACUUCACCGACCUUACGCAAAUACAGACCAAUUCGAGCAUCCAGUCAUACAUGAGUGAGACCUUCGCGUCGCCCCUGGAUACCAUUGCCGGAACCAACGACUCCUCCUUCGAUCCCUGGUCGAAUUUCCCAUCUGCGGACUCUGGCGUCAUGCCCAAUAACAACCCCUUUGGCGUCUGGCCAACCCAGCACGACAGUACCAGCAUCUCGCAACCUACCUUGACCAGCGCGUCCUCGACCACCCAGUCCGAGGUGGACGAAUUGCCGUCAAUGGACGACUACGGCUAUCACAUGCCAAGCAUUCAAGAGGACUCCAACAGUGACACGGUCAAUGCCGCCACCGAAUCGUCGCCUCAAACCAACCGGCGUAGUCUGCCCCCUGGUUUCUUUGGCAAUGCCGAGUUU
This is a messenger RNA of Neohortaea acidophila, 1167 nucleotides long. RefSeq lists its product as uncharacterized. The transcript has 2 exons. Gene Ontology annotation, molecular function: RNA polymerase II cis-regulatory region sequence-specific DNA binding; copper ion binding; DNA-binding transcription factor activity, RNA polymerase II-specific. Gene Ontology annotation, biological process: intracellular iron ion homeostasis; positive regulation of transcription by RNA polymerase II; intracellular copper ion homeostasis. Gene Ontology annotation, cellular component: nucleus. NCBI's taxonomy places the organism in Eukaryota, Fungi, Ascomycota, Dothideomycetes, Mycosphaerellales, Teratosphaeriaceae. The annotation marks the transcript as partial. The record is from RefSeq and is a predicted model, not a curated record.